This is a messenger RNA of Dimorphilus gyrociliatus, 5662 nucleotides long. NCBI's taxonomy places the organism in Eukaryota, Metazoa, Annelida, Polychaeta, Dinophilidae. The record is from the annotation of a GenBank genome assembly.
AUUCGCGCCUAAUUCAGCAUCAACAAUAUUUAUUCAAAGAAAGAAAAAAAACAUUUCGCAAAGGUAGAGCUUUUUAUGAUUUUCUCCUAAAUUAUGUUUAUAAGAUAGAAAAUAAUUAAUAGUUUUUGGUUAUUAUAAAAGUUUACAUAUUUGUGCUUUUUUAAUUAUUAGAAAUUAGAAAGCGUCUAAUUAGCCACAGUAUUAGGCUUCUUGUAUUGUAAUUUAAUACUGUUGAAAAGGACGAAAUUUAAACUUUGUUAUUUUUGUGCGUAUAUAUUUUGAAUUUAGCGGCUAUUAAACAGCAUUAGCUUAGUCGAUCGCGAUAUAUAUAGAAUUAAUUUAAUAUUACCCAAAGCAAAUUUGUACUGUCAUACACGUUCAAUAUAUGUGUAUUCAGUAAUUCUGAAUAUUCAGUAUCUUUUUACAACGACUUCUGAAAAUAAAACCUUGUCAAAGCUAUUGUGUAUUUAAUGAUUAUUGAAGAAAUAUACCAAGGCGUAGAUUAUUAAGGGGCUAACCUAUCCCUUUUUCAGUUCAUUCACAACAGUUAAUGGAGUAGACUAUGAAAUCAACAAAUGCAAAAAAACUUCCUCAGUUGCCGAAAGUUCCUGUGACCGAGUUUGCAAGAAGUCCAAGCGAUCUGUUUUGGUUAGAGAAGAGUAAUACAGGAGCAGUUAAUGCAUGUCGACAAUUAACAAAUAUAAAAAAAAAACAAGGGAGAAGAGUUACAUCACUACCGGGAGGCAAAUUACAUCCAAUUUUUAAAAAUUAUACUGCACCAGUAUUAUCUUCUUCCAAAACAGCAUUACCCGAGAUUGACCCUCCCAAAGGAGCAAACGUAAACUUUGAUGAUCAAUGGAAGGACUUAUUGCACGGAAAGUUUUCAAAUAUUCCAGAAAAUACUCCCAACUCUGUUAGAAUAUUCUUGGCUUCUGAUUUUUAUGAUAUGAAAGAUGAAAGGAAUAUAAUAUGGGAAAGAGCAGUACCUGAAUUGAUUAAAUAUUGCUCGCAUAGAAAUCUUCAAUUUCAAUUAGUUGACUUAUACUGGGGUUUGCCAAACCAUGACUUACCCUUUAUACAAUACAUUCAAAAAUUCAGAUUAGAUGAACUUAAAGAUUGCUGUAAACAAUCCAUCGGACCAACAUUUAUUGGUUUAAUUGGAGAAAAUUAUGGACAUUUUCAAUUACCCAUGGUGAUAUCUGCCAAUAUAUACGAUCUUUUCGUAAAAGUGUCACAAGAGGACGAACAAAUUGAUCAAAAAGAUAUUGAGCUGUUUAAGAGCUCUUAUUCUCAAGACGAAAAUUUCCUUGAACCUAAAUUUAUCUUGAAACUUGAUAAAAUUGAAGAUGAAUAUGACGAUUUAAAACUAUUCGUUCUAAAUAUUAUAAAGAAAUGUGUUGAACUCAAAUUAUUGAGCGAAGAUGAGGGUCAAGAAUUAGUUAUGUCAGGCUUACACAAGGAAAUAGCAGCAGGAAUAUUUCAAGAGAAAGAUCCAAGAAGUAGCUCAAUUUGCUAUAGAAGAGAAAUUACUGAUAAAGAAGAUGUCCAGCCCGCAAUUAGUAAAACUUUCUUAGGCAAACUACUUUCAGAUAUUCAAAAUCAUUUAGGUAGCACUAAUUUCAAGCAAUAUUUCAUAAAUAAUUACGAAGCAACAAAAGAAGACUAUCUCGAAAAGUUUAUAAAGGACUUCCUAUCAGAUUGUAAGCAAAUGAUUAGUACAGCAGUGGGAGGAUAUAAAAAGUGCAAAGCUAUUCAAGAGCCAAUUUAUCAAGAAAUACUUUUUCAUGCAAAUGUAUGGCAAGAAAAUAUGAAAUAUCACGUAGAAUCAGAAAAUACUUUACACGCAAUCGAAAAGUUUUUAAAAGAUCCGAAAUGUUCACAAUUUCCAUUCAUAAUUUAUGGUCGAGAGGGAUUCGGCAAAAGCAAUAUUAUGUCCCAAGUUGCACAAAAAAUAAGAGAAUGGUUUAGAACAGAAAGUACAGUUAUUGUAAGAUACUUGGGACAGACUUCGUCUUCCAGCAACAUACACUCCCUUAUGGAAGGUGUAACAAAACAAAUUUGCCUCGCUUAUAAAUUAGAUACUGCGAACAAGCCGUUUAACACUCUCUUUGAAACCUUGGAAUUUUUUAAGGAAACUAUUAAUUUGGUAUCCGAAAAGUAUGCAAGUAGUAGACCAGUAUUCUUGUUAUUUGAUGGAAUUCAGAACUUACAUCCUCUGGAAGAAAGUAUGAAAGCACUUCACGCAAUCAGGAAGUUUCCUAAGCACAUUCAUGUAAUAAUAUCAUCUGUUCCCUAUGGUGAAAAAGAAGGAAGGUAUUCAAUGAGUAACCUAUUGACCCAAGAUGAAUUUUCGACAGAGAUUGAGAAUAUGUCGGAUAAAAGUGCCCAAUUGUUUAUGAAUAAGUAUUUAACAUCCUUCAAAAGAACACUUAAAAAGGAACAACAAGAUGCCAUUUUAAAAGUUUGGAAUGAAUCUGAGAAAUGUCCACUAUUUCUAUCACUUUUAGUAAGAGAUUCUUUAAGAUGGGAAUCAGAUUUUAAACCAGAGAACUUACCAAAAAAUAUCAGUGAAUACUUUGACAGACAUGUUGAUGAUAUCAAAAACAAAUAUGGCUCAAAUAUGGUACAAUAUACAUUAAGCUAUCUAGCCAUAUCUGUACACAACGGUCUCUCUGAAGUGAUUCUUACUGAUUUACUUGCACAAGAAGAGGCUUGUCUAUCAGAUGCUCAUAUUCACUGUCCAGAAGUGGUGAAGAAAUCUAUCAUACCACCAAUACUCUGGACAGCUAUAAGAAAACUACUUGGCCCUAUCUUGAAAACAAAAUAUAUAUACGACCAAUACGUUGUGUCUCUAACACACGACAUAUUUACGAAAUUAAUUUCGGAAAAGUUAGAAUUAGUUUGUAGUGGAACAGAAAAAUCAAAGAUAACCUCAAAGUCAACUGAAAAUAGUAUUCAAUUAUGUCAAAAUUUGACCGAUUAUUUUACAAACGAAGGAAAUGAAUAUUCGAUGCCUCAGCCCACUAUUUUUACAAACUUGAAUAAGAUUGUAAGAUUGUCAAAUAUUAGUAAAUUACUUAUGCCGCUCAAAGGAAUGAAAAUGUUAAAAAACUAUUUACAUUUUAACUUCGAAUGGUUAAAUGCCGAACUUUGUGCGAUUGGUCCUUUGAAAGUUAUUGAGAAUCUCCUUUCCAUUAAAUCUUUAGCUCAAUCUCUAGCAGACAAUCGCCUUUUGCUCGAACAUGAUAUACAAAGCAUUAAAGAAAUUCAAAUACUAAUUGAUACUUUGAAACUUUCUACCAAGUCUCUCCUCAACUCACCUCAAAAUUUACCAUUUGAAAUCUUUGGCAGAUUAACAGAUAUUGAUAAAUAUCCUUCUCUCAAGAGUUUACACCAGCAAGCUUUAGACUAUAUUCAAUCGCAAAAGAUAUUUUUCUUACAGCCUUUAUACGCUGUUCUAAAGACACCUAAUGAAUACCAUCAAAAGACUUUCUACGGUCCGACACAUGUACUUUUUGUGUCACAAGAUCAAUUCAUAUAUACAAUGACAAAUAAAAAAUAUUUAUCUAUUUACGAUAUCGAAACUGACAACCUUGAACAAAAAACAACCAUAAAAGUGGAACAAAAAGAAUCAAAUCUUAUUCCAGGAAGGAAAUCAAAUUUUUUAAUUAUAUCCUUUUUCUCACAUCUGGAUAAAAUAAAUCAAUUAAAAGUUUGGAGUGGUGAUACAGGCAUAAAUGUUGUAGAUUUUGAAUUCAAAAAAGAAUUUGAAGCAUUAGAUAUUAGUAAGGAUGAGAAGGUUUUAGCUGUUUGCACAAUCAGCGAUAUUGACCAUCGAAAAGAUGUCAAAAGCAUUAUGGGAGUCGACAUUUUCUCGAAAGAGAUUUUGUACAGAAUACCAGUUGAUAAGUACCAUGAAUCGGUCUCCAAAAUAAUUUUUCAUCCCCAAAAUUCUAACAGAAUGAUUUCAAUUGGUAGUAGAUUGAAGAAAAAUAUCCUUUUAUGGGAUCUUGAAACUGGAAAACUAUUGCAAGAAUAUUCCUGCGAGAAUUUUCCUGAAGAUGUAUUUGUUUGCGGUAACAAUAUUGUUUGUGGAAAUUCGACUUUUUGGUUAUGUGUUAUAGAUAUUUCAUCUAACGAUUUGAAAUCUAGUAGUUUUGACCAAUUUGGCUCAUAUACUACAAUGAACAUAUCGAACGAUGGUAGUCUUAUAUGGGCUGCUACUGAAAACAAUAUUGUUUCUAUCAAGUUAGACUUGGCUCUCUUAGAUAAAUUAUCAUUUUCUUCAUCAAUAUCUUCGUUUAAAUUUAAUGAUAAAGAAGAAUUUUUAUUUAUUGGUUAUUUUAAUGGAAAUAUGGAUGUUUUCGAUAUAAAAACGAAGAAAACAAUUUAUAGUUGUUCACUUCAUAAUGAUAAAAUAACAUCAUUCAUUUCUCAGAAUAAUGUGUUAUUUUCGGCUGGGCUUGAUGGUCUUGUGCAGAAAUUCUGCUUCGAAAGUCUUUUCCAAAAGAAUACCGAGAAAGAUUCGUCAGAUGUACAAACGAAAGACUUCGUCUCAUGCACUGAUAUAUCAGACGUGUUUUUUUCUGAUAAACAAGCUUUGAUAAGCUCAAAAUCAUUAAAUUUACUACAGUAUAACUACGAAAAAGGUGAGAUUAUCAAUAAAUAUCCGUGCCCCGAAGCUGUGCAAAGAGUGAUUUUUGCGUAUAAGGAAAGAUUAAUUAUUGCACUUUGUGAGGGAGUAACAAAGGAGGAAGGGAACCAUAUAAAAAUGUGGAUGACCGAGAAAACAGAAACUCUUGAGUUUGAGGAUCCUAAAAUUUCUAAAAAUGUAUUAACUUUUACUUUAAAUCCACAAGGAGAUUCUCUACUGUUGCUUAACCAGGACUUAGAGCUGCAUUUAGUAGAUCUCUUUGAUAAAACUGUAAAGCUGUCCACCAAAAUAACUCUACCCAACUUUAAGUCAAUUGAGUUUGUUGGGUCAACAAAUGGGGGUUCUGGAGAACCUCAAGAGUACUACGUAACACUUGGUUUCAAGUGUUUUCAUGACACAUUUACAUCCUUCCUUACGUUGAAAAUCACUUCAAAUCAGAUGCAUUUAGUGUCUCAAGAUAGACUAAUUUUUGAUAUUCUAUCAAUGAAAAGUGUCUUAGUUUCUGAAGGAAAGAUGCUAAUUGGAAAUAUUCAAGGUUCCUUAAUAGAAAUUGACUUGGAAAGUCAAAAAGUAAUUAACAGUUUGACUGAUAAACAAUUGUCAAAGCUCUUAAAACAGGGAAAAACAAAAAGUUUCAAUUUAGUUGGAAGGCCCAUUCAUGACAAUUGUAUCACGAGUAUAAAGAUGAAAGGUGACUGGUUACUCACUGCAUCAUUGGAUAAAACUGUAAAAAUAUGGGAUAAGACUUGUCAGAAUUUGCUUGUACUCAAAACGAACUUUUUAGUGGAAGAUGUAUACGUGGACGCAAAGAAAAAGCAUCUUGUAGCAGUGCAUAAAAAUGGUCUCCUCGGUUUGUACAAUAUUGAAUCUGGAGAGCUACUUUUUGAAAGUAGUUUAGAGGGGGAAUGCAAAAAUUUAAUAUGGACCGAUAAUGCUUUUGCUGCAUUUUCUACAACUGAGAGUGUAUCUGAAGGAAGAGUCGGAUUUUUCAAGUCGAUUGAAGCCUAA